AUGGAGCCAAUUCCGAAACUUCUAGCCGGACUUCUGCUGCUGACUCUGUGUGUAGUGGGCUGCUCCAGCCAACACUGGUCCUAUGGAUUGCGCCCUGGAGGAAAGAGAAAUGCUGAAAAUGUGAUUGAUUCUUUCCAAGAGAUGGCCAAAGAGGUUGCUCGACUAGCAGAACCUCAGCGCUUUGAGUGCACCGCUCACCAGCCCCGUUCUCCCCUCAGAGACCUGAAAGGAGCUCUGGAAAGUCUGAUUGAAGAGGAAACUGGGCAGAAGACUUAAAUCCAUUGGACCAGAGACACUGACAGCAAGCACUGUAUAAUUCUGACUCUGAAAUUUGUGACCAAUUACUAUCUGUAAAUUGUGUGAGUUUCAGAAAUUCUUAUGCCAAGUUGCACCUGUUUGCA
Molecule: messenger RNA, 401 nt
Organism: Sus scrofa (pig)
Lineage: Eukaryota; Metazoa; Chordata; Mammalia; Artiodactyla; Suidae
Gene: GNRH1
Product: gonadotropin releasing hormone 1
Biological process (GO): multicellular organism development; reproductive process
Cellular component (GO): extracellular region
Molecular function (GO): gonadotropin hormone-releasing hormone activity; gonadotropin-releasing hormone receptor binding
Source: RefSeq, marked provisional